AUGGAGCCUUUUCGUCUCACGGCGACCGACGUGUUGAAGGAGAUCAAAGCUGGAAAGCUCACAGUAGAAGAUUAUGCGAAGUCACUAUUAUCUCGCAUCGAGAAGAGGGACGACCAAGUGAAGGCAUGGGCUUAUCUGAACCCUGAGCUGGUGAUCAAGCAAGCAAAAGUGCUUGAUCAAAUACCGCCCGAUCAACGUGGACCUCUUCAUGGUGUCGCUGUUGGAGUGAAAGAUGUCAUCUAUACGAAGGACAUGCCUACCGAACAUAACUCUCCAAUCUAUGCAGGAGAUGCGCCACAGGUCGAUGCAGCAUCGAUCAUGAUUCUGCGGCAGGCUGGUGCGCUCAUUUUGGGCAAGACAACGACUACAGAAUUCGCAGCUACAGUUCAAGGCCCCAAGACGCACAACCCACACGCUCCAUUCAGGACACCUGGUGGCUCGUCAUCUGGUUCUGGCGCAGCAGUAGGCGACUUCCAAGUACCCAUUGCGCUGGGCACGCAGACCGGCGGCAGCACAAUCCGCCCGGGGUCUUUUAAUGGCAUCUAUGCUAUGAAGCCGACCUGGGGAGCAAUCAGCAGGGAAGGGCAAAAAAUCUACUCACUCAUCCUGGAUACUCUUGGGUUGUACGCACGUAGUGUCGAGGACCUGCAACUCUUAGCUGAAGUAUUCGCACUGAAAGACGACGAACCGAGUUCUACGGAGGGUAGGAUCGAGUCCGGCUUCACGCUGAAAGGUGCAAAGUUCGCAUUGGUAAAGACAGUGGUGUGGCCACAAGUGGGCCCUGGCACAGCUGCAGCGAUGGAAAAAGCAGUCAAGCUUCUGGAGGCGCAUGGAGCAGAGGUCGAGGAAGUGGCAUUGCCCCGCGAGUUCGACGAAUUACCAUCCUGGCACAGGAGCAUAAUGUCAGCAGAUGGACGAGUAGCCUUCUUGCCAGAGCAUCGAGUGGCGAAAGAGAUUCUCGACGAAUCCCUUGUAGGACAUGUUGAGAACGUGAAGAAGAUUUCAAGGGCGGAUCAACUCAAGGCCUUCGACGGCAUUGCGGCGUUGAGGCCCAAGAUCGAUGAAUUGGCAGGACAGUACGCGGCAAUUAUCACACCAAGUGUGCCUGAUGAGGCCCCGGAGGGAAUAGAGAGGACUGGAAGCGCUGCGUUUUGCAGUAUAUGGACGGCUCUCCACGUCCCUGUGGUAAAUGUCCCGGGUUUCCAGGGCUCAAAUGGCUUGCCAAUUGGCUUAUCUCUCGUAGCUCCAAGGUACCGGGAUCAGCACCUGCUAGCAGUAUGCAAAGAGGUGGGCAAGGUCUUCGGGGAGGAAGGGGGCUGGAAAUCUAGCCUUUAG
This is a messenger RNA of Phaeoacremonium minimum UCRPA7, 1335 nucleotides long. Its product is annotated as putative glutamyl-trna amidotransferase subunit a protein. The record is from RefSeq and is a predicted model, not a curated record. The coding region runs from base 1 to 1335 and encodes 444 amino acids. NCBI's taxonomy places the organism in Eukaryota, Fungi, Ascomycota, Sordariomycetes, Togniniales, Togniniaceae. The transcript is spliced from 3 exons. Gene Ontology annotation, molecular function: catalytic activity.